AUGCUGGAAGUCCUACUUGUCUUUGUUGGUUCGCUGGCAACAACACAUUCCAAAGCUAUCCACAAGCUGGAUGUGCCGUCAUUUGAUUGGCCAGUUGCUGCGUUCCCCAGACUGCAGUACCCCUUGGAGGAGUUCACACGGGAGAAUGCUCUGGAAGAGGCUCGCUGUCUGGAACAGGUGGAGGAUCUGAUCGAUAAAUGGCGGCAGAAAGGGAAGCCUGUAGCAGGAAUUGUGGUUGAACCAAUCCAGGCUGAAGGCGGGGAUAACCAUGCUUCACCCGUGUUCUUCAGAGGCCUCCGCAAAAUUACCCGCACGCACGGCUGCAGUUUCCACGUGGAUGAAGUCCAGACUGGGGGAGGAGCAACAGGGAAGUUCUGGGCACAUGAACACUGGGACAUGGACGACCCUGCUGACAUCGUUUCUUUCAGCAAAAAGCUGCAGACUGGCGGCUACUACCACAAGGAUGAACUACAGGCGGACAAACCCUACCGGAUCUUUAAUACUUGGAUGGGUGACCCAUCAAAAAACCUGCUCCUGGCUGAGGUCCUCAACGUGAUCCACAGAGAGAACCUGCUGGAGCAGGUGACACGUUCUGGGAAAGCCCUGCUGAAUGGCUUAUAUCAGCUUCAGGCCCAGUACCCCGGCAUGCUGAGCCGGGCCCGAGGGCAGGGAACUUUCUGUGCUGUUGAUAUCCGCGAUGAUGCAACACGUGACAGCAUCCUACUUAAGACCAGAGACAAAGGAGUCAUCCUGGGAGGGUGCGGUGACCGAUCCAUCCGUUUUCGUCCAGCACUGGUUUUUAAAGAAUACCACGUCCAAAUACUUCUCAACAUCCUGAAUGAUGUGUUGGCCAACAUCAAGUAAAUCCUGAACCAGAGGAGAAGCUGAUUUCCUCCAAAAGAGUCUCAGUCAGUCCACAAAGGAAGAGUCUUAUGUUGCGAACAGAAGCCACAGAAGAGAAAUCAGAAUGGUGUCUAAUCUUCAGCAAACAAAAAUCACCACCAUUAUGGAUAAAAUCACAGCCACCAAUCACAAGUUCCCUCUCACAAUGUUUUUAAUAUAAAUCUUUAUUGC
Messenger RNA from Thalassophryne amazonica, 1074 nucleotides. Its product is annotated as 4-aminobutyrate aminotransferase, mitochondrial-like. The record is from RefSeq and is a predicted model, not a curated record. NCBI's taxonomy places the organism in Eukaryota, Metazoa, Chordata, Actinopteri, Batrachoidiformes, Batrachoididae. Gene Ontology annotation, biological process: GABA catabolic process. Bases 1 to 864 code for a protein of 287 amino acids. The transcript has 7 exons. Gene Ontology annotation, molecular function: pyridoxal phosphate binding. Gene Ontology annotation, cellular component: mitochondrion.